Messenger RNA from Pseudophryne corroboree (corroboree frog), 2274 nucleotides. RefSeq names its product vomeronasal type-2 receptor 26-like. Gene Ontology annotation, cellular component: plasma membrane. NCBI's taxonomy places the organism in Eukaryota, Metazoa, Chordata, Amphibia, Anura, Myobatrachidae. Gene Ontology annotation, molecular function: G protein-coupled receptor activity. The transcript is spliced from 3 exons. Gene Ontology annotation, biological process: G protein-coupled receptor signaling pathway. The record is from RefSeq and is a predicted model, not a curated record. Bases 645 to 1577 code for a protein of 310 amino acids.
GCAUGGGGCGAGCAGGGCACGUGCACUGGGCGCUGUGGCAGCCCCAGCAGAGGGGGGCGCCACCGCCACCUGCACGGCCCGCUCCGCUCGCCCCAUGCGACAUGGUUUCCGCCGGCGGGCUCUCCCUGGCUCCCCAGACCCGGCUGCUGUGACUGCCACACAGGCAGCAGCAGCUAGGACGGAGCCUCCCCCUACUCCCCUCCCCCCCCUCCCCCCAAGCAGUGUCUAAUCGUGGAGGCGCGCGUGCGCGGGUCUGCGGAGGCAACAGCAGACAGCAGCAGCACGUAGGAAGUAGGCCCUGGAGGAUUCACGCCUGCACCUGUCACCGUAGCGACCAGAGCCGUCCGCGCUGAGUGGAGAAGAUGCCGCAGAAGAGGAGUCCAGCCAGACGCAGGACUGGGGAAGGACAUCCAACCUUCGGUGGACCGGGACACUGCAGCAAGGGAGGAGACUGACCAGCAAUGGGAGCACCGGCAGAAGACCCUGGCUGGCUUAAAGAAGACGGCACGGAACAGCGGGGAGGAUGGCGCAGAUCGGAAUCCUGCAGCAGGAGAGAAUAUUCCCCUUUGGAGCGCAGCAGACCACACUGAAAAGGGUGCAUCCCCGGUGCGGUGCGGUGCUCUGCAUCCCGGGUGGCGCCGAAGAUGUGGAGUGUCGGAGGUGGCAGAAGCGCCGCAGCUUGGGACAUGGAAAACUGCCUUCAAUGUCCUGAUGACCAAUGGCCGAAUGAGAAGAGAAAUAAGUGCAUCAUGAGAUCCAUAGACUUCUUGUCCUAUAAAGAACCACUUGGAUUAGCUUUAGCCAUAGCAGCCAUUGUUCUAUCCAUCUUUACAGCAUUCAUUCUGUGUAUCUUUAUUAAAUACAGAGAUAGCCCUAUAGUAAAAGCCAAUAACCAAGAGCUUAGUUAUGCAGUACUUGUCUCUCUCAUGCUGUCUCCCCUCUGUAUAUUACUGUUUAUUGGUCGUCCUAUGAAAGUGACAUGCUUACUAAGGCAGGUAGCUUUUGGUAUCAUUUUUGCUAUUAGUAUUUCUUCUGUGCUCGGAAAAACAAUCACUGUUGUUGUUGCAUUUAAUGCUAUAAAACCUGGGAGCAGAUUAAAGAAAUGGAUUGGAUCCAAGGUUCCAAGAUACAUUGUUCUUCUAUGUUCAUUGGGAGAAAUUAUAAUAUGCUCUGUAUGGUUACUUUAUUCUCCCCCAUACCCAGAUUGUGACACCAAAACUCAACCAUCUGUGAUGAUAUUAAAGUGCAAUGAAGGAUUUACUCCUGCAUUUUACGUAGUGAUUGGAUACAAUGCAUUACUGGCAUCUGUUUGCUUUGUUGUAGCUUAUUUUGCCCGGAAGCUGCCAGUCAUGUAUAAUGAAGCUCAGCACAUCACCUUCAGUAUGUUGGUGUUCUGCAGUGUCUGGAUAUCUUUCAUCCCGAGCUAUCUGAGCACAAAGGGAAAAUACAUGGUAGCGGUUGAAAUAUUUGCCAUCCUGGCUUCCAAUUCUGGACUAUUAGGCUGCAUAUUUAUUUCCAAAUGUUUCAUUAUAUUUUUCAGACCUGAGCUAAACAGCAAAAGAAAAAUAUUUAAUUAAUUUUCCAUGCGCUGUAUUUACAUUUGAAAUACUGUAUUAUUACUCUUAGCAUAUUAUUUGAAAUAUUCAACUGACCAUUAUAGUUUAAUAAUACCCCUUUUACACUCGCAGAAAAAUCCCGGGAUAUUGCACGUGAACGCGCAUCAUCCCAGGAUUUUUCUCAGUGUGAAUGGGUACAGGGUCCAUUUCCCGGGACGAGCAUCCCGGGAUUUCAACCCAGGUCUCGACCAGGGUUGAACCCGGGACCGUCCCUGGAAGCUGGCAGUGUAAACGGGUAUACCGGGUCAAGGCGACCCGGCACCCGUUCUCUUCAUAGGAGGAGGCGGUGCUUGGAGAAGAUUAUCUCCAAGCUCCGCCUCUGGGAGACUCAGCGGUGACGUCACUGACCCGGCAAUAUGCCGGGUCAGCCCGCUAAUGUGAAAGGGUCAUUCCCGGGAAUGUGUCCUGGCAAAUAUACCGGGACACAUUCCCGGGAAUGAACUUCACUGCGAGUGUAAAAGAGGUAUUAGAGGAUGCCAAAUCCUUUUUUUUCUACAUUCAAUUUUACAUUUAUUCCUAUAAUAUAUAAUAUUCUCACCAUUUUAAUGACAUACAACACGUACUGUCAAAAGAAAAGUACAAUUACACUGAAGCAUCAUUAUCAUAUUUUUAAGCAUGUGUAACACAAAUAAGCUUCUGUCUCAGAAAAAUGAUCAAU